AUGGAUGAGAGUGGGCAAGCGACACCUCCUGGUGGGGACUUCAAAUCUGCUGUCGCUGCCUUCGAGGUGUGUCUGUUGCUUAGGAGGCAACAGAGUCCCUGGUGGAGCUGUGUGGGGAGCAGGCGCCCGAGUGUGGUGACGCGUACUGCCGCUGUGGCCGUGCAUUGCUGGAGCUGGCACGCAAGGAGGCAGGGGUGCUGGGGCCAGAUCUGGAUGGUGCCAGUAGUCAGGAGGGAAGCACAGGGGAAGAGGAGGACGAGGAGGAAGAGAGUUAAGAGUCACAAGAGGAGGAGGAAGGUGGAAAGAAAGAGGAAGGAGAGGAGGAGGAGGAGGAGGAGGAAGAUGGAGAAGGAAAGGAGAAAGAUAAGAAGGAAGGAAAUGCCGCAGAAGGAGAAGAUAGAAAUCAAAAACGUCACAAGACAGAAUAGUGAGCUGCAUGCACUUAUCACAGAGUAUAAAGUCACUCCCUCAGAGGAAAAAGACAAGGAUGGCAUGUCUUCAUGUGAGAACUCAGAAGCUAAAUGUACAGAUACCAAGGGGAAAUUGCUGGGUCAAGUGGCUACACUGACAUCUGAGGUUAGCAGGUUGGAGAGUGAGUGCAGCAGUCUUCAGGUUCAGCUAGACUGUGAGAGGGAUAAGUAUAACAAACUGCUGGGAGAAUCUCUUGCUCAUGAAAAGUUGUCUGAAGAUGUCAUAACUGAACCAAAAGGAGAAACAACAGGAUUGGGAGGAACUGAGCUUUAACAGAAGCUGCAACAACUGCAGGAGGCUCACAGGGUCCUGGAGAGCAGGUUAACUUGCAGCAUGAAGGAGGUGGCUGAGCUGAGUGACAGGAAGUAGCAGCUUGAGCAUGCUGUAGUGCAUGAGGAGACAGAGUCCAUCGGUGACUACAUCACCAUCUACCAGUUGCAGCGAGGAGUGAUGAAGCAACAAGCUCGAGAACGCGAGUUAGACCUUGCCAGCCUCCAUCAUGAAUGAGAGGAAAUGAAGCAAAACCACUCUGCAGGAUUUGAUAUCAAAGCUGGUGCAGGAAAAGGAAGCAGAUCAUGACCUUCAGCAGCUCGAGAAGAUAAGCAGCGUCCUUAUAUAUAUGUUAUAUAAAUAUGUUCCUUUCACUAUAAUAUAUUAUAUGUAUUAAAAACUGCAUGGAAUACAGUAGUAUUCCAUGCAGUUCCUGUGGAUGAGUGGGCCAUGCUGUGCUUUGUCAAGGAUGGUGUUUGGUAUUGUGAUGACUCUUGCCACAAUCAAGUGUCUCCCACAGAGUAGUGGAGUACCUAUGUAUGGUGUUGACCCAAGCUGUCCAGGUCUCAUCCAAUGCCUUAAUAUGAUUUAGAUGAUCAAAAUGGUUUAACUCACCAUUUAAUCAGCUGACUGAUUUGAAUGGAGAAGUAUGUAAUGUGUUGUAGCCUAACCAUCCCUGCCAGCAUGGUCAGACUCUUGGUAGUAACCUGAAAUGCUCCUAGGUAGUGAGUAUCAUUGCACAUAAUGAUCUUUACUUUGUCAGUAAUUCAAUGAUACUGAAUAUUACUCUACUGGAUUUUGCUCAGCACUGCUUGGUAACUUUUGGCCAUAAUCCCAGGUCUGGAAUGAUAUGAAGCCAUGUUUUUACAUUCCAUAUGAGACAGGCAAGCACUAUGCUUUGCCUGACUGAUACCUGUACUUUGCAUUUAUGACCCCAGGUAGUUCAUCACUCUCUCUCUCUCUCUCUCUCUCUCUCUCUCUCUCUCUCUCUCUCUCUCUCUCUCUCUCUCUCUCUCUCUCUCUCUCUCUCUCUCUCUCUCUCUCUCUCUCUCUCUCUCUCUCUCUCUCUCUCUCUCUCUCUCUCUCUCUCUCUGUUUGGAAUUAUACUGUAUAUUAGGAAAUAUCAUUAAAGAGUGUGUGUGUAAAAAGUGUUUGCAUUAUUGUGCAUUUGAUGUUGGUUUCAUGAUUUAUAAAGAUUGCUAUUUUUAAUAAAGUUAUUGAAAUUGUUA
Molecule: messenger RNA, 1970 nt
Organism: Scylla paramamosain (green mud crab)
Lineage: Eukaryota; Metazoa; Arthropoda; Malacostraca; Decapoda; Portunidae
Product: E3 ubiquitin-protein ligase BRE1A-like
Exons: 9
Coding region: 1-744 (247 amino acids)
Source: RefSeq, a predicted model, not a curated record